Messenger RNA from Neltuma alba, 1037 nucleotides. RefSeq names its product aspartic proteinase CDR1-like. Gene Ontology annotation, molecular function: aspartic-type endopeptidase activity. The transcript has 3 exons. Gene Ontology annotation, cellular component: extracellular region. Gene Ontology annotation, biological process: proteolysis. NCBI's taxonomy places the organism in Eukaryota, Viridiplantae, Streptophyta, Magnoliopsida, Fabales, Fabaceae. The coding region runs from base 1 to 1005 and encodes 334 amino acids. The record is from RefSeq and is a predicted model, not a curated record.
AUGACCCACUGGGAGCGAGUUCAAAACGCCGCAUUGCGUUCCCUGUCUCGAGUCAAUCGUUUUCGCCAAUCUUCUUCUGAAAAUGCAGCUGAAAUGAGUGAGCAACUGGCUCAAACUGAUAUAAUACCAGACGAUGGAAGCUAUCUUAUGAAGAUCUUCAUUGGCAGCCCACCUCCUCAACAUGAAUGCGGAAGCUCAAAUCAGUGUUUGUACAUUUACGUAUAUGGAGAUCAGUCUCACACGGUGGGAGAUUUGGCUACAGAUUCAAUCGGUUUUGGUACUAGUGAUGGCCAAUCUGUUUCGUUCCCUAAGUUAGUGUUUGGAUGUGGACAUAACAAUAAUGGGAAGUUCAAUAGGCGCAUGGCAGGACUUGUUGGACUAGGUAAUGGUCCUUUGUCCCUAAUUUCACAACUUGGUAAUCAGAUCGGUCGCCAAUUUUCCUAUUGUUUGCCUCCUUUCAACACAAAGGCUGCGACUAAGUUGAGAUUUGGAGAGGAAGCCAAGAUAUCAGCAAAUGGGGUCGUGUCCACUCCCAUGAUCACGAAUCCUAAUAAUCCCACCUUUUACUAUCUCAAUCUUGAAGGUAUCACCAUUGGGCAACAGACAGUGCAGAUUGAUGAAAGCGACAGAAACAUAAUAAUUGAUUCUGGUACGACAUUGACACUUCUUCGAUCAAGCAUUUAUGAGCAGGUUGAAACUUUGGUGAAGAAAGCCAUUGGAGCCGACCAGUGGAUAGUGCAAAACUCUCAAUUAAAUCUGUGUUACAGCAAUGUCAACUCUAUCAACAAUGUUCCAAACUUUGAGGUUCAUUUUACAGGAGCCAACAUUUCCUUAAAACCUCAGCACUUAUUCCUUCUUGUAUCCAACGACGUGAUGUGCCUUGCAAUGUCUCCCACAAAUGGAGAUUCCAUUUACGGAAACGUAGCUCAGAUGGACUUUGAAGUGGAGUAUGAUCUUGAUCAGAAAAAAGUUUCUUUUGCUCCAGCCGAUUGUACUAAACAAUAGAGAGCCUCUUCAAGUACCAGCAAUAAUAUAUA